CAAAAUUGAUGAUUGCUUGUCGCUGCGCGGAAUAAAGCAUGUCAGGCAUAAUUAAUGCGUGUCGGUAAUUAUCCUUGCCAGCGGAAGGCACGACGGGUAAAGUGCGAACAAACAACCAUACGGUAUUACCAUCGCAAUAGUUCGUUCUAUUGAUGUUUUUCUAAUGACAGACAGCGGGUGUUUUUCACACCUUCGCACAUUUGAAAAGAUUUGAUAGUGACAAUAAUGCUACUUUGCUUUAUGCACAUUCCUUUAUUAAUUUUUUAAAACAGUAACAUACAACAAAAUGUUUUGUAAAAUAUCGAAACAUUAAAAUCAUGAACAACGAUUAAUUGAUAUUUACCUCCUUUCCCGAUUUUCCGUUGCCGUGAGUAGCGUCCCUUUUGUAAAAAAGUAAACACUCAUGUUUGUUUUCAAUUUAUUUAUCAAUAAAUCAUUUUAAAGUAAACAUUCAAUAUAUUUCUGCGUGUGUUAACUUGCGUGAUUUUACCUAUGUCAGUUGUUCUCUUCGGUGACGCAGUACAGAUACUUACUAUUACCGCGUUCUUCCCUGGUCCGAUAUUUUCGACCUGAAAUGGACUUGGAAAAAAACAGAUGAAAUUCUAAUAGCAUAGAAAGGACGCAGGCAAUUUUUAAGACGAGAAUUGGGGGUAAAAAAGUGCGUCCUAUGCAUGAUAUAAUACGGUAGGAGGGAUUUACAACUACGUCAUUGCUUUCUGCUAUGUGUACCACGUGAUACACAAUUUCCAGGAAGGUAGUACAAAGAAAUGUAAACAAUGGUUACUUCUGAUAAGGUUUUUGCAGUAACAUUUACUGGAAAUGAUCUUCCUGGUGCAAAGUUUCUCUCAGAAUUUAGUUGUUGAAUUAAGUAAUGGACACAGUGCUGUUGAGGUUUAACUUCAUCGGAUAAAAGACCAGAACUAAUUAACAGAAAGAUUAACCACAUCAUGGCUCACUACAAGGGAGCAGCAUCAGAGGGGGGAAGGGCGCAGAUCUUGAUAAAGAAACGUCAGAAAGAGCAGGAGGAACUAGAACAGAGGAAGAAGAAGAUUGAAGAAGACUUGAAUGUUGGCAGCAUCCAAAAUAAGUUUGCAAGCCACUACGAUGCUAUAGAGCAGCAGCUCAAAUCUAACACCGUUGGACUCGUGACUCUAACGGAGAUGAGGGCCAAGCAGGAGGAUGUGAUUAAAGCUCGUGAGAAACAGCUUGCUAAGAAGGAUGCAGAAGCCAGGCUUAUUGAAAAACAAAGAAAGGACAGAAAACAAAAUGAGAAGAAACAGAUUGCAGCCCUGUCAUUUGAUCCGUAUGAAGAUGAAGAGGAUGAAGAAGAAGAGGAGGAGGAGGAGGAGGUACCUGUUCCUGCCAAGAAGAAAAGACUUGGAAUGAAUCCUGAUGUGGACACAAGCUUCCUGCCAGACAAAGACAGGGAGGAGGAGGAAAACAGGCUCAGAGAGCAGAUUGCCCAGGAAUGGAGAAAGAAACAAGAGACCAUUAAGAAUGAGGAGAUUGAAAUAACCUAUAGUUACUGGGAUGGGUCAGGACAUCGGCGUCAAGUCCGGAUGAAGAAAGGAAAUACCAUGCAGCAGUUCCUACAUAAAUCUUUGGAGACACUCCGCAAAGAGUUUAAUGACCUUAAAGCCGUUACUGUUGACCAACUGAUGUAUGUGAAGGAAGAUUUGAUCAUUCCCCAUCAUUAUUCAUUCUACGAUUUCAUUGUCACUAAGGCGCGUGGAAAGAGUGGGCCACUGUUCAAUUUUAAUGUGAAAGAUGAUAUCAGGAUAACAAACGAUGCUUCUGUAGAGAAGGAGGAAUCCCAUGCGGGGAAAGUUUGUGUUCGCUCGUGGUAUGAAAGAAACAAGCACAUUUUCCCUGCCAGUCGCUGGGAGCCUUAUGACCCAGAGAAAAAGUGGGACUCAUAUUCUGUGUCAGACAAAAAUGCUGCAAAGAUUACCGUAAAGUGAAUAACAUACUAUUGUAUAUCCAGUUGCUCCAACUUUACAGAAAAAGUAGGACAUGAUUGUGUUCUUUGUCAGAUAAAUGUUGCUAAAAUACAUGUUAAAAUGUUGUUACAUGAAAUAUGUAUACAGUUGUGUUGCUACUUACAUUUAUACCCUUGCAAAAAAUAUUGUUUGGUUGGAUGGAGCAAACUACUUACAUACUUUAGAGAGGUUGUUCUGAAAAUGGUAACACAUGAUUGGCAUUAAGUGUUGUUGUGACUAAGAUAUUUUACCUCAUUGUGGCAAAUUUAUUCAAUAUUGAUGUGUUCUUGAAAUUAAAUAUACAUUCAUGGCUA
Messenger RNA from Mya arenaria, 2293 nucleotides. Its product is annotated as protein FAM50A-like. Bases 948 to 1961 code for a protein of 337 amino acids. Lineage: Eukaryota; Metazoa; Mollusca; Bivalvia; Myida; Myidae. The transcript is spliced from 6 exons. Gene Ontology annotation, biological process: chromatin organization. Gene Ontology annotation, cellular component: nucleus. The record is from RefSeq and is a predicted model, not a curated record.